AUGAAGUUCCCAAAGAGGAAGAAGCGCGGCCCGAUAUCUGCACAUACUGCGGCAACCACCCCGAUCGGACUAUCACCAGCCCUCUCUACCGUUCGAAGCAUCGUGGAACAUAUGACGCCCGUUAGUGACACCACAAAGCCCAAGCUGAGGCGCAAGCGCAAGAUCGAGAACCUGCAUCUAGAGAGCGUCAUUGAUGCGGAGCUUACCCAAAUCGAUCGCGUAACCGGACAUGUGGUCGCGAUCCCGCUCGGGCGAGCGCGAGCUCUAUCCGCUCCUGUGAUCAUCAUCACCCCGCCGUCGCCGGAGAAGGAUGACCCUCUUGACAAGGCUGGUUGCAAGCUUGCCAGGACCGACACGAUGGACACGCCGCCUAGGUCGCUUUCUCUCGGAGAUCUGAGCUUGAUCGCAACUGCAGCUGGUCGCGCUCUACUCAGCGUCAUCCCAUACUGGUGGACGCCUGCGGUAGAAGCCCAGGAGCCAUCUGAACAGAAUGGCGGUCUCGUCGAGCAAGACCUCGCCGAAGAGUUUACCCUCAUCUGA
Messenger RNA from Didymosphaeria variabile, 540 nucleotides. RefSeq lists its product as uncharacterized. The record is from RefSeq and is a predicted model, not a curated record. The coding region runs from base 1 to 540 and encodes 179 amino acids. The transcript is spliced from 4 exons. Lineage: Eukaryota; Fungi; Ascomycota; Dothideomycetes; Pleosporales; Didymosphaeriaceae.